AUGGCACGCCAAGUGGUUGCUCUAGCCCUCAUCUUCAUCGCCGCGGUGGUUUGUGCCCAAUCACCAACUACCUCUCCUUCAUCAUCACCGGCGGCUGCUCCAUCUGAGUCAAGUGCUGCCACCCCACAAGCAUCCCCCGCGUCGUCUCCCACACAGGCUGCCGGCCCUCAGUCAGCUGCUUCUCCAGCCCUUGCCACCAGCCCUGAAGCGGCUGCAUCAUCGCCUGGCGCCGCCCCUGAAGCAGCAUCGGAGGCACCUGCUGGCCCCCAGGAGGAGCCCUCAUCUGCACCCGCUAGCACUGAUGCCAGCGCCCCCGCCACUACACCUGCUCCCUCCGCCACCUCACCCAGCCCAAGCGAGACCGCCGCUGACGCACCGAACGGUGCCGCAUCCUUGAAGUUCUCCGCUAUCAUCGGCGUCGGAGCUGUCGCCGGAGUCCUUUUCUUUUAA
Messenger RNA from Sesamum indicum (sesame), 450 nucleotides. RefSeq lists its product as uncharacterized. The record is from RefSeq and is a predicted model, not a curated record. Lineage: Eukaryota; Viridiplantae; Streptophyta; Magnoliopsida; Lamiales; Pedaliaceae.